Plodia interpunctella (Indianmeal moth) is the source of this 1971-nucleotide messenger RNA. RefSeq names its product NADH-ubiquinone oxidoreductase 49 kDa subunit-like. Gene Ontology annotation, molecular function: quinone binding; NAD binding; oxidoreductase activity, acting on NAD(P)H. The transcript has a single exon. Lineage: Eukaryota; Metazoa; Arthropoda; Insecta; Lepidoptera; Pyralidae. Gene Ontology annotation, biological process: mitochondrial electron transport, NADH to ubiquinone. Bases 539 to 1906 code for a protein of 455 amino acids. The record is from RefSeq and is a predicted model, not a curated record.
GAUGGAAAAUGAUCUUUUUCUGAUUGGCCCGGGUCUUGGAUGUUUAUCUAUAUAUGUAUUUGUUAUAAAAUAUAGUAUCGUUGAGUUAGUAUCCCGUAACACAAGUCUCGAACUUACUUUGGGGCUAGCUCAAUCUGUGUGAUUUGUCCUAAUUUAUAUUUAUAUUUAUAUUUAUUAUAUAUGAUAUCUUAAAAUUGCCUUGAGAAAUACAUGCGAGACAUACAUGCGACCUUGGGAAAAGCUAGUUAAGUUAGAAAAUUAGUGCUUAUCGUACCAUGAUACAAGCCCCUAGCAUACUUAUAACUGCACAUAAUUCCACAAUCACAUUCAACAAAUUGUUCAAAAUUCGACGAAGUUUUAAGUAAGUAUUUUUAACCUCUAUACCGGUAUAAAGAUUACAUUUCGACAUGCUACGAAAUGAAAAACAAAUAUGACAGUUCAUACACCAAAACAACAAGUUUAAUUUAUUUGUAAACAAUUGUGAUUUAUUUUAAUCUGUUAAAUAUUUUAUUAGUGAUUUUGGAAAUAAUUAAAUAGAAUGCAAAAUUUUAAUAGAUUUUUAUACAAAAUAAUCUCCCAUCGCCGUCGUUUAUCAACAAGCUCACCACUGUACGGACAUCGAUGGUAUCCAGAUACGGAUUUCAUUAAACAGUUCGAAGGAAAUGUCAUGUUUCCGUCAGCAGACACAGAGAAGUUUUACAUAAAGGUUUACAAUUCAAUCUUGAAACCAGCUGAAAGGAAACUUCAGAAUAUGUGGAUAAAUUUUGGUCCUCAACACCCUGCCGCUCACGGCGUGCUGCGCCUGAUCUUGGAGCUGGACGGGGAGACCGUGGUCAGGGCUGAUUCGCAUAUUGGUUUCUUACAUCGAGCGACGGAGAAACUCAUGGAAAAUAAACAUUAUAAUCAAAGCUUGCCGUUUAUGGAUCGCAUGGAUUAUGUGUCUACAAUAUCAAAUGAAGUCGGCUUUUGCAUAGCGAUUGAAACUUUAAUGAACAUCGAAGUACCACCAAGAGCUAAAGCUAUACGUGUAUUGGGCAGUGAACUUUGUCGUAUCGCAAAUCAUUUGCUAAAUAUUUCAGGCACAAUUCUUGAUGCUGGUGGUAUCACACCUUUCUUUUGGAUGUGUGAAGAAAGAGAAAAAAUUUACGAGUUGUUUGAAAGACUGUGUGGCGCUCGUGUUCACUGUGCAUAUGUGCGGCCCGGGGGAGUGUCUCAAGACAUGCCCAUAGGGUUCAUGGAUGACGUCCAUGAACUGUGCAUGAAAUUGGGUGAACGUUGUGAUGAAACAGAGGAUGUAUGUACUGGCAAUAGAUUGUACUAUGCAAGGACCGCUGGUAUUGGAGUAGUAAGUGCUCAUGAGGCCAUUAGUUUAGGUUUUACAGGGCCAAUGUUACGUUGCACGGGAGUUAAAUGGGACUUAAGAAUCUCUCAUCCUUAUGAUGGUUAUGAUUUGUACGAAUUUGACGCAGUAGUAGGAACUUUUGGAGACAGCUACGAUCGUCAUUUGCUUCGUUUGGAGGAAUUACGACAAUCUCUGCGAAUUAUUGAUCAAGUGAUAAAUACGAUGCCAGAAGGCGAGGUGAAAACAGAUAAUUCCAAAGUAUGUCUCCCGACUAGGAAGGAGAUGAAAACGUCAAUGGAGUCGCUUAUUCAUCAUUUUAAGUUAUGUACCGAGGGGUAUCCUGUGCCACCUGGGACCACUUAUAGUGCCGUUGAAGCUCCUAAAGGAGAACUAGGCGUAUACAUGGUGUCGGAUGGCAGCUCGAAACCAUACAGAGUUCAUCUGCGACCGUGUUCAUUCACACACCUCAUGGGUCUGAGCAUUCUGGCACCGAAACUCAUGCUUGCUGAUGUAGCCGUUCUUAUAGCUACUAUUGAUAUUGUAUUUGGUGAUAUUGAUCGUUGAAAAAUAUGUGUACUUUGAAAUAAGAUUAUUUAUAAGUAGCUAGUGAAAUAAAUGUGUGCGUGGUA